UAUCGACGGUGUUCGCCACCGAGAGGAGAUAGGUACGGCGACAGGAUCGGAGUCCAGGGAGUGACCCGACGAUGAAAAGCGCAAAGGAGGAGAGUGGGAGAGCGUCUGGUGGUGAAGCCGGAGUGGGACCCCAGUCACGAAGUCUCACGCCUUCCACCAGUUCUCAGUCCGAAGACGAACGUUCUGGCAGUUAGCUGGUUCGCCGCUCCGCUCCGAGACCGUCCGUGCGCGUGUGUGCGUGUCGCGUGGUUGGUGUGUUGUGUGUGUGCCCGGACGCAGAAACGGCAAGAACGGCAAGAGCGGCUCCCCCGCAAAGUCGAUGAUGUGUCAGUGUCGAGCUUGAGACCCCCCUCGCGUACCAUCUUCGUGCCGCUCUUCCUCGAGCCGUCAGUCGUCUUCGAUUGCUCCGUAGCAUCGAAUCGGCAUUCAAACCGGAGCAGCAUCCGCCAUUUUCGCCAUCUCCGCGGCGUGAGGCCCAAUGAGGCCCACCGGUGCUGGGUACGGUGAUUCGCGCGGUCGACGCCUGCGGCCGCGCCUCUGGAUUCCACAAACACCAGCACACGGCCCGCGGGAAUAGUCGUUAAAUCCUCGCCGCCGGGUAUCGCCGGGUAUCGCCGAGCUGUUUUCUCCAUUUGUCGUUCCCAGGUAUAUUCCACGGCGACCGCGAGUGUAUGGAGUACGUGUGCGUACAUACAUGUGACAGCAGCUACACGUGGAGGUGCGUUAGUGAGGGACAACAACGGCGACGGCUACGCCACUGCGCCGCAUACCAGCGAGGGCCCCGGGUCUGAUCGCAGAGAAGGGGAUAGAGAAGCCUAGAGAGAACUGAAAGGAAGCGACAGAGACGGAGCACGAGAAGGGGGCCCGUGAUAGAGGGAAGAGGCACGAAGGGAAAGAAAGCGGCGGAGAGAAACGGAGACGGCGAGGGAAAAAAGGAGAAGGAGAGAGAGAGAGAAAGAGAGACAGAGGGCAAAGCGGGGGCCCGAUACGCCGGUGAGAAGGGGGGAUUCGCAAGAAGGCGGCCAUAAUGGCUUGACGCGAUCUCGAGCGAGCGGCUACAGCUGCUGCGAAAUAUCCGCGCCGCCGGAGUUCCUCUCGCCGUUGCUGCGCGCACGUAUUUUGCAACGCCGCGCUGCGACGACGUGUACGCGCCGCUUGUCCGCCUGUCUUUGGAAAGCAACGACUGCGUAAUCGACUGCGAGUGCUACCGGACGGAGUCCCGUCGCAGCGUAAUCGCUCAAUGAGAUCCUGAGUCACAUCCGCGGUCCCACAUUGCGCAUGGGAAACGAUCCGCCGCGGCUAAUAAUUGACGUUCAUAUCCCUGAGUGUCGCCGAUCGUGGGACUUACGUACCACGCGUUGAAAUCUCCAAACGGUUUCUCCGCUUAGGACAGUUUAGGACCACUUUUGAGUGUCAUUCCUAUAUGACAAUGCGAUUGACUCACGUACAAUAAUUUUUUUUUAGAACUUGAGAGUAACCAGCUAAUAAGAUUAUCUGUAAUCGGAUUAAACGAAUAUAUCUCUACCUUCUACAACUGAAUUGUUAAAGAUAGUUCUCUGAUUAUUAACGAUUAUUAAAUUUCAUUACUCAAUCGCGCUCGCAAAAGUCGGUUGAAUCUCUCUAAUCAAUAAGUUAGUCGAGUCGAAUAAGAAAAAAAAAUGAGGGGAGCUAAUCAGGAUACGGCGACGCCGUAUUGUCGCUGCAGAGUACUCUAUUUAGGUAGCUCGGUACCUCACACGAGCAAAGAGGGGCUCCUGGGCGUGCAGGAACCCCUGAGAGAACUCUAUCCCGAGCAAGGUGCGUUGGGUGCGCGCGGGAUAGACUCCUGGCUAAGCGUUUGGAGCAACGGCUUGCUCCUGGAGAAUGUCGACGAGCAUCGCAAAAAGAUCACGCGGUUCUUCCCCAUCGAGGCGCUCCACUAUUGCGCCGCGGUCAGACACGUCAAGGGUGGAAACGGCGACACGUCCAAUACGCGUUUCCUGCCGUUGGACUCGCCGUUCGCACGGACGCCCAGCGCGAAUCAUCCACCCCUGUUCGCCGCCGUGCUGCGAAGAACGACCGGCAUCAAGGUUCUCGAGUGUCACGCGUUCAUAUGCAAACGGGACAUGGCGGCCAACGCCCUGGUAAGGUGUUGCUUCCACGCUUACGCCGACAGCAGCUACGCGAAAGGCCUGGACCCGUCGUCGGCGACGACGAAUGGGGUCACGACGGGUCAUCCACAGUCGAACAACAGUCUCUACCACACUCUGGGCGGCUCGAGCACCACCCUGGACAGCCCCCAACCGACCCGUUUGGACACUGCCUCGACCGACGACCUCAGUCUGUACAAUGGCGACGAGAAUCACAAGGUUUGGGCCAGGGGUCGCGACGAAGUCGAUGGACUUUAUCAGGAACAGGGCACCCUGCGAAGCACGAAAGGAUCCAGACCGCGCCAGUUGGUCGCCCCACCGCCGCCGCCGCCACCGCCGCCCCCUCCCGCCCAACCGUUGUUGCUGGAGGAAUCCUCUUCCGCGCGACGGAAAGCUAAUAAGAAGCUCAAGAAAAUGAAGACUCGUUCGUUGCACGAGGACGCCUUACAGCAGCAUCAACAACAGCAGCAGCUUCUUCACCAUCAGCUGCACCAGGGCGUGUACGCCAAUGGCCACGGACAUCACACCCUGGGUCAUCCCAUCAGACAACAACACUACCAUCCUCACCCGCUACCACCCAGUAGCCGAUCCGUCGCCGGUACUUUAGCCAGACCGGCGCCGGUGCUUUUGGUGCCGGCGGCCACCUUGCCACGGAAAAGUCAUCAUCCGCGUUUAAGGCCCAUUCCGGCAGCGACACCGAUAGUCCCGGUCUACGCUCCUCUGCCAGUGGUACCGCCGACCGCGGCACCGGCGGCGGCCAUUUAUCCAGCCACGUAUGGUACCGCCGGAAACAGAGGCAGACGACAUCCGGUGGAGGCGGAUAACUCCACCCUGGGCACGUCCAGGAGAUUAGCCGCCUCUCACGCGGAUCUCACCGCGCCGGAAGUCGCUCGACAGGCGGACAGUCCGGAGAACGAGUCUCGUUUUGGUACCGGCAUAUACCGGCGGAAAGGUCAUCUGAACGAGAGAGCCUUUUCUUACAGCAUUCGGGCGGAACAUCGCAGCAGGAGCCACGGCAGUCUGGCCUCCUUGGGCUUCAGCGCGCAGAACGGUAACGCGCUGCCGAAGGAGGAGAAGAAGGAUCGCGAGAUUGCUCAACUGGUUGCCGGUUUGAGCCUCAACGAUGGACCGGAACGAACACAGGCCACGAAUUCGAGGGGAGGAUAUCAUCAUCAUCAACAGCAGCAGCAGAUUCAACCGUUGCCUAGGCCGAGACCCCGUUAGAAUCGCUUCUCGAGAUUGGUCUCUUGCAGUGUCAUGCUGCCUGAAGCUUUCUAAGUGAUCCAGACCGACUUCUGGAUACUUUUUAUCGAAGAGAAUACUAUAAAGAGCGAAGCAUUUUUAGUUAAAUUGAUAUAUUCACCUUCUUUAUCAGAUAUCUUGGUCAGCUACUAAUGAUUUGCUAAUGUCCCUUACUAGUUUAGAAUGCUAACAGAUAAAUAUGGCAUAUUUGAACAUUAAUCUGUCGAUAACGAUAAAGUUAUAACGAAUAAUUUAUAUCUAUCGUUCGAUCGUAAAAAUACUUCGUGAGAUUCUUUUUUCUUUUAUUAGCGAUGUUACUACCAGGCGAUUGUUCGAAAUGAAUCUUGCUUUUUCCGGUCGAUCGCGUUGAUGCAAUAGACUUUGUCUGGGUUAACAAACAUCUUCUUGCAGCUUGCUUCUCCAAGCGUGACAUCGGCGCUACAGUUACGAGCGAUUUCAUGUUCCGUCGUCAUGUCACGUGGAAAAAGACUGCAUUGCGAAACGUUGCAAUUCCGACUCUCCGUAGCAAGUUUUGCCUAACGGUAUUAUACAGCAGCAGGCGUAUUUUAAAUUACUUUUCUUAAUUAAAUCGAUAACGAUAUAAUUCGUAUUCAUUUUGAAGAUAUAAGUAUAUUAUUAUGUUAAAUAUAAUUAUCUAUCAAAUUUCCUAAAAACAUAUAUCUUAUUGGAUCAGUUUAAUAUAAAAAGCAUUUAAUAUAAAAACGGAGAAUGAACGAAACGCCAUACAUUACACGAUGACAUAACGUCUCGAGAAACGCAACGACCUUUCUAUCGCAGAACAAACUAAUUAGGUAGUAAUUAUUGUCGGCUUAGAAAGAUAACAGUUCUGUCUGAAGCUCAUUAGAUGAAGGCGUAAAGCGUAGAGGAAAAAAGAGACAUGCUACAUAUAUUUUCUCUGUGAAAACGAGUUAAAAAAUUUGCGAAUAGAUCAACAAAGAUGUCAUUGUCGCCAGCACUUAAAAAAGCAUUUGAAAGCUAUUUCCUCGAAUACUUGGACACGUACAACAUCUCUUAAAUAUCAAAACAUCAAUCGACUCUUAAUAUCUUUCUCUUGUUUUCGUGUAAUUAAAUAAACCUUAUUUUUCAAACAGUACUUUAAUGAGAUAAUCAGCAAUUAACCUGACGUACUGCACAUAUAACAUCUGUGCGAUUUAUAUAACUCGUGGAAAAGAGCAAGAAAUGAUACGUUAUAUAAAGAACAGAUAAAAAGUCUGGUCAGAAGCCUCGAUAUUUGCAUUCGCGAGGCGCGUACAAUCGUACAUUACCGCCGACCGAGAAAAGUGUCCUUGGUUAAGACAUUUUGCGGCCACGCGCUUGUUGAAGUUUUAUCGUGGCACAUUAGCACUGAUGUCGUAAGCAAAAGCUUAAACGCAAAGGAAUCUCAUUCGAUGUUGAGACAUGUGUUUUUCACGUUCGAAAGAUCUCCAGAAACCACGUAUAGAUAUAUUAUACGUUUAUUAUCGUGUUAUCGAAACAUUAAUUUUUAUUACUGCCGAGAAAAACAUUAUCCACGAUGUUUUCAUAGUUGAAAGAAAUCAUUUUGCGAGAUCGUGUUUUUAAGGAUAGGAGGAUGAUUAUAUAUUAAUGAUAAUAUUAUGAUAAUUAUACGCGCAAAAGAUGUUAAUUCUCUAUAGAUGAUAGUAACACAAGUGUCCUCACCGAUUAAAAAUAACGCAUCGAGAUGUUUUUGCGUAGACGUCAGCGCUGGUGAUGAUCACAGAGAAGAUUUUAAUCGCUCAGUCGCUAUAAUUAACACUUUCGCCUUGUUUCAUUGUGAUGCGGUUACAUAAACCGUCGAAUCCUUCGACGUGUCGCCUGCGAAUCUUCGAAACUUGCUCAAAUUUUCUCAGUCGCAGUUUCGAUCCUUUCAGUUUUAAAUGUCGCUCUCGAUGUAAAAACGGCGAGCCGCGAAGAUUUUGAAUGAUUCAUGUAUACAUAUUAGUAUUCGGUGAUUAGUGACCAGGAACUAUGCAAGAACAAUUAUUCGUCAUUACGUAACUGGGACACAGCAUUCAAAUACCGCUCAGAAGUGCGUUUCUCUUUCAUCGAGCGCGUCGAUUAUAAGCAAUAAAAAAGAGCUUCGCCUUUCGCCACGAAUUUCUCCGAGCGGCAUAAUGAUAGGUAUUACGCAGAAAAAUAUCGACGAAGGAUGUACGAACAGAAAAAAACAUAAUUCGACAUUCGAUUCGACUUCUAAAAAAUGGAUAUCGAAAAAUUUUAUUUAAAUUAUCACUGAGAGUAUACUUCGACAAUAUUCAUGAGAUUUCAUAACGCGCGUAGAAUAAUAAAAAUAAAUAUAAUCUGAUGUAUAUUUUGCACUUUCAGCAGAAGCGUUACAUAAUCGUCAAGUUUUUUUAUCGUUCCAAAUUAAUAUUCAAGUGGGCAAAGAAUAUGCAAAGCGAUUCAAUGUAUAAAUUCGGAAUUAUAAGCGGCAACGUGUUUAUAGAAGGCGACAUUGCUGCUUAAUCGACGCGUGUCUUCGAGCAGAAAGUUGCGGCGUAGGCACGUAGGCAUCGUUAAUGCGUCACAGCGUAACUUGUUCACGGCGGAAGUAUUAUGCAAAUCAGGAAACGAGACAGGUAGAUCCUUUUUCUCCGAAGUGAUCCUUCCUUGAGAUCUCACCGAUGAAAGAGAACCGCAAGUCAUAUCGCCAAUAUGCAAAUUUAAAUACCGCUAGAUUAAAUUCUCUCUCCGACCGAUUGAUUAAUCGAUUGUAAAAGAUAAAAACGGAGAAAAUAUUUAGAUGCAAACGCACGGCAGGAAAAAGAGAGAAUUCCACGCCACUGAAUUAUUAUCGCCGGUCGUGCAUACUAGGAUGCACACUUUAUUAGUCACCGACUAUCGUUGCCACGUUGUUUUCACGUCAAGGCUGUAACACGGUCGUAUAAUUCCCUCUUUUCCUUUCCUUUUUUCUUUCCUUUUCUUUUCUUUUCAACUGCGCUUCUCCCAGGCGCCUGAUCGAAAUUUCGCGACGCCUGAUAAAGUAAAAAUGUACGUUUACGGCAAAGAUUGUUUUAUUGCUGCGACAAUUAUAUAGUAUUGCUGAGGUAGAAAGUGAGUGUAAAAUAUUUAUGACCAGAAAAGUGCGUGUACAGGCAUAUACGUGUACGAAUACGGAGAUAUAUCUACAUACGUGUGUGUGUGUGUGUAUUUACCAAAUAAGCCAGUCAAAGCUAAUUAAACGAGCAUGCCAUUAAGUCGCGCAGGAACGUCGGAGAGUGAUCUUGAUUCUAAUCGACGCGCGCAUAACGGAGAUACAACGAGAAUAUUCGUGCUUGCAAUUGGAAGUGUUUUGCCAGGCACGAAAUUCAUUUUGUCGGAACGUUGGAUUUCAAGCAGAACGGUCUAACUGAUAGUAGUCCAAACUGUUUUGCUGAAACAUAUUUUGAACAACGGACGAAUUUCGUUGUCGGAGCAUCACGGUUGCUCGGACACGAGACGCGUUAUUUCACUUUACGGUGCAUUAUAUGCACCAUGCACGCGAACCUAUCCGUCGCCGGCCCCACAUUCCGUUCUCCCGUGUAAUUUUCAGGGUUAACCGCCAACCCGUCUCGUACGCGAUACUCUAGUUUCAGGAUUGCAACAAACAACCGGUGGAAUGCAAAUUACCUUGAUUGGUAGCUUAAGUGGAGCGCGUUCUUUCUCUUCGGCCGUUAAUAAAAGGGCUUUUUGGCGAGUUUAUUAUUUCCGAACAAGUUCGAAAGCUGAAUAUAAAAUCUCUUGGGCACUCUCGAGGAAAGUCUGCGCUCUGAAUGCUUUAACGUGUACGAGAGAAAAAUUACUGAAUUAUUAGACUACAACGAAUUUUCCUCCAAAAAAGGAAAGAAAAUGCAAUGUCGGUGUCGAAUGUGAAAGAAUGUUAAACGAGAUAUGUCUGUUCGAUAUGAAAAGUUUUUUCUUGUGGAAAGGAGAAAAGGCGAUAGUAAAAGAUUCUUCAGAUUCUCUUCUCUUUCAUCGAUGUUAUACAGGAAAAUUAUUAUUGGAAUUGUCGAAGGGAAGAGAAUGCUAAAGAGAUCCUGCAAUUUUCCUCCUUUUCAAAUAAGAAAAGGGAAGCCUGGUACUUUCGAACAUUUUCCUCGAGCUGGAAGUGCGGUAGUACAACGGUUUCCAAGCUCGUUUAUUCCAGCGUUUUCACGCUAGGAUGCAGCCAUUGUACUUGAAUACAUAGGAUAAUGAAAUGUCGUGUGAGAGACGCGACUAGCGAUUUAUAGUUUUGCGAUUAUAACACAUAAUUAUAGAAUGUAAAACGGCGCUGCGGGGUAUAAAUGCUACAAGCGGUACAGUUAGAGCGCUCGGACAUUGUAACUGUAAAUUUCUAUGUCGAUUUAAUCGCCCUGUACAUUCGGACAAAUCAUUUAUCGUCUUCCAUUUGAAUUCUCCCUAUCUGGAUACGUUAGUAUGCCAAAUAUAUAUUAACUCGACGUAACGAUUAUACUAACCGCGUAAUAUUAAAACUCAUCUGUGGUUUAUCGUGUGGUAAAUGAGCAGCUGGCUCUGCGAAGCUGGCUUGGAACUCACAACGAAAGUCACCAAUGCGACAGAUUGAGAAAUGACACAUCGUCAAACGGUCAAUCGCAGAAAUGAUGAUUCAUUUCAUAAUUCUUCGUUAUUAUCUAUUCUACCGUCCAUUUGCAUUGUUGCUCGCGAUCGCGUAAGGGGACUAUUCUACAUUUUCCACUUCGUCGUAUCUAUAGGCUUUAAACAAUACGCGCGUGACAAGCCACGUUACCAGUCGAUCGCGUAAGGGGACACGCAUAGCGGUACAAACGCGUGUCCGAGAAUAGUGCCUCACACUCCUCUCUCUUUUUCUUAUCGCUCUUCCGCCGGUUGGCAGCCGGCGCGCGAGUACAACAACCGCCGGAAGAGCUAUGCCAAGAUGAAGGGGACGAAAUGCAUUCGUAGGUAUGCGCUAAUGGCAUCCGGAUGCCGGUGCAUUACUCCACGACCUUGCAGCUUUCCGCGGUGAAAUGAGAAACUGCAUAGCUGCUUCGCGCGGCAAGGCACAGGUCGCCACUUCAUUGUACGACAAUCAAUAAUACCAUAAUUAAUUGUGUAUGCAUGCGUGUGUGUGUGUGCGUGUGUGUAUCUGCGAUUGGACGCGACAGUUUAUUUAAAGACGAUUGCGUUGUGCGUAAGACGCUUGUCAUUAAUUAACACUCGCGUCUGAGACGAGCGCUGAUAUAGGAAUGUGCCAUCGAGAAUGCGAAAGAGAAGACUCAUUACGUUUAUAACUGCAUAUAUAUAUAGAUAAUACAUACACAGUACGCACACGCGGAACGCGGCGAGUAGCGAAGGAAUGAGGAUGGAGUUAUCUUCCGCUGAAGAGAAAAUGCGAAGAUACAACGCGCGGCGUUGCGCAAGCCGCGCUUUUCCUUCGCGACGAAAGUGCGUCGCCGAUUAAACUUCCGCGUGUACGUACAUACGUAGGCUAAUGUCAUGAAUAGAGAAACAAUGUGAAUAUAAUGUACACGCGUUUUGUCGCAACAAAUAAAUAUCAUUAACUAAAU
This is a messenger RNA of Temnothorax curvispinosus, 8899 nucleotides long. RefSeq lists its product as uncharacterized. NCBI's taxonomy places the organism in Eukaryota, Metazoa, Arthropoda, Insecta, Hymenoptera, Formicidae. The record is from RefSeq and is a predicted model, not a curated record. The coding region runs from base 1659 to 3353 and encodes 564 amino acids. The transcript has a single exon.